Messenger RNA from Tripterygium wilfordii, 3022 nucleotides. Its product is annotated as VIN3-like protein 1. NCBI's taxonomy places the organism in Eukaryota, Viridiplantae, Streptophyta, Magnoliopsida, Celastrales, Celastraceae. The transcript is spliced from 6 exons. The record is from RefSeq and is a predicted model, not a curated record. Gene Ontology annotation, molecular function: protein binding. Gene Ontology annotation, biological process: vernalization response; epigenetic regulation of gene expression. Bases 674 to 2593 code for a protein of 639 amino acids.
GCUGAAGAAGCGCGUGAGACUCUCACUCGCUCUAAACCGUGAACAACUCGUGCAAGCCUCGUCUAAUUGUCUAAACAACCAACUAACGACGACGACGACGACGACGAAUCUCUUCUUUCUUUCUUUGGAUUCGCGGCGUCUCUGUUUCUCCCUCUCUCUAACGAAAUCCGUCGAGUUUGGCCCAAUUAAAACCCUUGAUUCUCCUCCCCAGUACAGGGAGGGGCUGGAGGACUGUUAAGGUUUUGAUACCUACAAAUGGAUUUAGAUGAUAAAAUACUUGCCAAAGGUUCAAGUUUCCAAUUGAACGAGGUGCUAUCCUUUGACGUUCAAAUUCACAUGGAUUGACCCGACCCGAUCCAAUAAAAAAUUUGCCCACUAGGGUAGUAUAUAUAUAAAGUUUUGCCAAGGGGAAAGGAAAACCUAGUAGCCUCAUUCACCUCAACAUUGGCGGCUCUUGUAAGCUUCUGGUAUACAAAGCCUUUCGUCCAGUGUACAGAGCACCCCAGAGAAAAAUGGGCAUUAUGAUGAUGCUUCAAGAAGCCCAGAACUCCUUCAAGAAUUUCUAAAAUCCGGUCCUAAGAAGGAACUUCUUCGUAGUUGCUCUGAUAAAGAUAAGAAACGCUCGGCUUCUUCAAAAAGCAAGAUUGCAGACCAUUUGAAGACAAGUAGCAAGAUGAUUAAGAAGCAGGAUCAAAAAAAGGCUUCUUCUAGCACCAACAAUCAGCCAUCUUCCAGGAAGCAAAGCAGAAAGGGAGAUAACCCUAUGCGACUCCCGCCUACUGCUGAGCAGUCUUCAGAUUUUGGAUAUUCUAACUCAUGGAUCUGUAAAAAUUCUGCUUGCAGAGCUGUUCUAUCUAUCAGUGACACAUUCUGCAAAAGAUGCUCUUGCUGCAUCUGUCACUUGUUUGAUGACAAUAAAGACCCUAGUCUCUGGUUGGUUUGUGCAUCUGAAUCUUUUGACGGGGACUCUUGUGGGUUAUCUUGUCACAUUGAGUGUGCCCUUCAACAUGAAAAAGUGGGGGUUGUCAAUCUUGGCCAAUUAAUGCACUUAGAUGGUAGCUAUUGCUGUGCUUCUUGUGGUAAAGUUUCAGGAAUAGUUGGAUGCUGGAGGAAGCAGCUAACAAUAGCCAAAGACGCUCGUCGUGUUGAUGUGCUUUCUUAUAGACUAUAUCUAAGCUACAGGCUCCUGGAUGGCACCUCAAUGUUCAAAGAACUGCACGAGAUUGUAAAAGAAGCAAAAGCUAAACUAGAAACAGAAGUGGGCCCAGUAAAUGGAAUUUCUGCUAAGAUGGCACGUGGCAUUGUCAGCAGACUCUCUGUUGCAGCUGAUGUGCAGAAACUUUGCUCUAAUGCAAUUGACAAAGCAGAUGAAUGGCUGGCCACCAUUUCUGACCUUAAUUCAAACCGAAGAGAAGACUCACUUCCUUGCAAAUUCAUAUUUGAAGAAAUAACAUCUACCUCCGUUAAGAUUAUAUUGAUUGAACUGUCGACUCCAUCAUCUAAUGAUGUUAAAGGCUACAAGCUCUGGUAUUGCAAGAGUCAAGAAGAGACGCACACAAAAGAGCCUGUUUGUGUCUUUCCAAGAGCUCAGAGAAGGAUUCUGGUAUCCAAUCUGCAGCCCUGUACUGAAUAUACCUUCCGUAUUGUUUCUUAUACAGAGGCUGGAGACUUGGGUCACUCUGAGGCCAAGUGUUUCACUAAGAGUGUAGAAAUAAUUGACAAGAAUCCAGUUUCUGCGGUUGCCGUGUAUCGUAAGAAAGAUAAAGCUGUGACUGAAAGAAGCUCUUCUAGUGUCAACAGGGGGCUUUCAGUCAAUUGUCCCGGAUUCAAAGUUCGCGACCUUGGGAAGAUGCUGCAUCUGGCUUGGGCUCAACAGGAAGGCUGCUUUGAAGAAUUAUGCAGGGCUGAUUUGGAAAAAUGCUGUGGAGCAAGCAGCGACAUGAAGCCUGAAACUCCAGAAGAAGAUGCUUUGCCACCAGUUUCACGUGGACUGGACCUAAAUGUUGUUCAAGUGCCUGAUUUAAAUGAAGAGCUAACUCCUCCAUUAGAAUCUUUGAGAGAUGAAGAUAAUGGUUGCACUUUGGAGGGUGUAGUUGUGGCUGAUGAGGAUGCUGCUUCUCAUGAGUUACAGAAGAAUGGUUUAGCCAGAUCAGAUGGACGUGGUGGCUCCAAGACCUGGAACCAUGGGCCCAAUGGAGAACUGCCAACUGUUGAUUCUCGAGGAGAGUUUAGCAGAAAAAGGGCAGCAGCGCAGUUUAAUGAAGAGACGCACGACUGUGAUAGCACACUGAUAAACGGGCCACCAGUCCACCUUACAAAUGGAAGGGGUUCCUUAGACAAUAACUUUGAGUACUGUGUGAAGAUAAUUCGAUGGCUGGAAUGUCAAGGUCACAUUAACCAGGAAUUUAGAUUGAAAUUGCUAACAUGGUUUAGCUUGAGAUCAACAGAGCAGGAACGAAGGGUGGUCAACACCUUCAUUCAAACUCUGAUCGAUGACCCAAGUAGUUUGGCAGGACAGUUGGUUGACUCCUUUUCAGAUAUGGUAUCCAGCAAGAAGCCUGGCAAUGGAUUUUGUAGCAAGCUUUGGCAUUAACUGAGGAAGGGCAUGCAUCAAUCAUCAUCAUCAUCAUAAAAAGAGGAUUCUUAUUUGCUUCAUAUUAAAUUUUUUUCCCUUGCAAUUGAUUUACCUCUAAUUGUUUCGCCAUUCUUUACAGAGGGUUUCUUAAAUCACUUUUACAAGUGAUUCAUUUUUAUUAUUCCAGACGACUGGCUAAACAAGUCUGGUUGCUGGUUAUGGAGGCAGUUGCUGAUUGAUUCAUUGAAGAGCAGGCUAUGGAUGUGAAGUUUCAUCAUUCUUGUGGAAUGCACUUGCCAAUCCACAGAUUGCCUCUAAUUUGCAGUUCAUUCUGUAGUUUUUAAUUAUAGAGGACGCAUUUAUGGAUUAUAAUUGUUAUUGCCUUCUUUAGUUCAAAGAGGGAUACUUUUAAUUGAUUUCAGAUGUUAGUCAGACACUUAAAAUUUC